Messenger RNA from Linum trigynum, 882 nucleotides. NCBI's taxonomy places the organism in Eukaryota, Viridiplantae, Streptophyta, Magnoliopsida, Malpighiales, Linaceae. The record is from the annotation of a GenBank genome assembly.
AUGUUUGAUCCCGUGGAAGAGAAGCUGAUCAUCAGCAGAGACGUGGUAGUUGAUGAAGAAGAAACAUGGGAUUGGACUGCUGAAGCAAAGAAGAAUUACACUUUUUAUCCAUUCACUAUGGAUGAAAGUGAUGAUGAACCAGAUACAGCUACACCUGUGACAAGUCCACCCAGUCACAGAGAGCCUGCCAGCCCAGAAGGAGAAUCUAGUGAAAGUCCCCGAGAAAGGCCACAGAAGUAUAGGAGACUUGAAGAAAUUUAUGAGGAAACUACAGCCAUUGAAGGUGAUGAAUUGACACUCUACUGUCAUUUCAUUGAUAGUGAACCAGUGGAUGUUGAAGAAGCCAUGAAGGAUGAAAAAUGGAAGAGAGCUAUGGAUGAAGAAAUUGGAGCAAUUGAGAAGAACAAGACUUGGGAGCUUGUGUCACUUCCUAAGAACCAGAAGCCAAUCGGUGUGAAGUGGGUAUUCAAGACCAAGAAAAAUGCUAAAGGAGAAGUCGUCAGACACAAAGAAAGAUUGGUGGUGAAAGGAUAUAGUCAGAGACCAGGCAUUGACUAUAAUGAAGUUUUUGCUCCCGUGGCGAGAAUGGAGAGUGUCAGGAUGGUGAUAACUCUCGCUGCUCAAAAUGGAUGGAAGAUACAUCAGAUGGAUGUGAAAUCAGCUUUUCUGAAUGGAUAUCUCGAGGAAGAUAUCUAUGUGGAGCAACCACCUGGAUAUAUCGUCGAGGGUCAAGAAGAUAAAGUGUUGAAGCUGAAGAAUGCAUUGUAUGGUCUGAAACAAGCACCGAGAGUUUGGAAUAGCAGGAUUGACAAGUAUUUUCAGCAGAAUGGAUUCAGCAAAUCCCCACAUGAGCAUGCAUUAUACUUCAAGGUGCAAGGGUGA